GCUGAAGCUGUGAUUGGUGGAGAGCGGCUGUGUCGUCAGAGAAGUUAGAAGCAGUGAAUCAGCAGAGCGGAAGUAGCAGAGGGAGCAGAAGGAGCUGCAGAGACAGACGGACGGAAUUUCAGAGAGAUGGGAGGUCAGGUGACUUCGUUUGAGAACGUCCACGUCGUCGUCGUUGGCGGAGGGUUCGGAGGAAUCGCAGCGGCUCAGGACCUGAAGUCUCGAGGGAUUAAAUUCACUCUGAUCGACAUGAGAGACGCUUUUCAUCACAACGUUGGAGCUCUGAGAGCCUCGGUGCAGCCAGGAUUCGCUCGGAGAACCUUCAUCCCGUUCAAAGAGACGUUUGGAGAAAGUUUUGUUCAGGGUCGAGUCGAGCGAAUCGACACCGACGGUCAGCUGGUCGUCCUGGAGGGAGGAAGGGAGAUCCAGUUCUCCCACCUCAUCCUGGCCACCGGCACCGACGGCCCGUUUCCAGGGAAGUUCAACACGACGGCGUCGCAGCAGGAGGCCGUUCAGGUGUACGAGGACUUCAUCAAACAGGUUCAGGCUGCUGGCUCGGUUCUGGUGGUCGGAGGAGGAUCGACUGGAGCGGAGAUGGCAGCAGAGAUCAGGACCGAGUAUCCAGACAAGAAGGUGGUUCUGAUCCACUCCAGGAUGGAGCUGGCCGACCCGGAGCUGCUGUCCAGCGUCAGAGAUCAGGCCAAGCAGGUUCUGCAGGAGAAAGGGGUGGAGCUUCUGCUGGGACAGAAGGUGUCAAACCUGUCGGAGCUGCCGCUGAACGUGGUGCAGAAGGACACGGUUGUUACCAUGGAUACGGGAAACACAGUGACGGUAGAUCUGAUCAUCAGCUGCGUUGGACUCAAAGUCAACUCUGCUGCCUACGAAUCCAGCCUGGCCGGCUCUCUGGCUGAUAACGGAGCCCUGAAGGUCAACGACUACCUGCAGGUUGAAGGUUUCUCCAACAUUUACGCCGUUGGCGACUGCACUGAUGUUAAAGAGCCUAAGAUGGCGUACCACGCCGGGCUGCACGCCGCCGUCGCCGUCACCAACAUCGUCAACAGUUUGAGCGGGAAGGAGCUGACGACGUAUCGUACAGGUAACGUCACCAUGCUGCUGGCGCUGGGCCGAGACGACGGCGUCGGCCAGUUUAACGGAUACCGGUUGCCUCGUUUCCUGGUCGCUUUGGGGAAAAGUCGAGAUGUGUUGGUGUGGAAGAGCUGGUGGGACAUGAAUCAGAAACAGCCCUGAUUCUCACGUCUACUUUUCCUAAAUGUUGAUUCAUGUUCAGUGUUUUCAAAUCUAUAAACAGAAAAAUGAUAUCCGCUGCUGCCUGAUGCUAAGCUAGCCGUGUUUCAUGUUUACAUACAAUCCAGAAUGCUGAUGAACAGCUUCUUGAUGAACAAUCACCAUUUAGAAGUUAAAAUCAGUGUAUAAUCAGUUUCAUGUGCCAACUUUGAUAUCUGUGACAUCUGUUAGAUUUAGCUAACAGUUAACAUGACAUUCCAAUCAGAAAACAGCAGCUAUUAGCAGCGAAAAUGCUAACACAGAGCACAGACAGUUAGCUUCACAGAAACAGAUCAGUGCCUAAAAACAUUAGCCGACACAGCAGGUUAAACAAACACAGGUAAUGUUUAUACGCUUUAAAAGCUAAAAGAUAACAAGUUACCAUAAAAUAAAUACAAGUUUAACAAUUAAAACCAUCAUCAAUAACUACUGAUGUAACACAUAUUAGCAGAAAAUUGUUUGCAUAAAAAAAAACAAUGUUGGCAUUAAAUUCUGAAGUUAAGGUAAAAAAAACAGAUGUUAGCAUUAGCUCACCAAUAUUCACAUUCAAAAUUUAGCAUCAGUUUUUCAAUGCUUCGGUUUAAUUCAGAAUAAAAUAAAACUGAUUAGCAUAAACACACCAAUGUAAUCAUGAAUUAACUACCGGGACCAAAAUGCUAGCAUUAGCUGAGGUCAUUCUAAAACAAACUGAAGUUAGCAUUGUUGACGUAAGCGUCUGGCAAUGAGAAGCUACAGUUAGCAUUUAAACACUUUAACAUUAAUGUUAGCAUUAACAGUUGGUAUUGACAUAAAAUACUUCGCAUCAACAGAAGCAUUAAAAACAAUUUUAGCCUAAACUGUUAGCAUAAAACAACCAUUUGAGAAGUAUCUUUUAGCUAUGCAACUGUUGAUAUGAGCAACUUAAAACAAACACGAUCCAAAAAAUAAACGUUAGCAUUGAAGAGCUAACAAUAACAAAUAUGAACCAACAUUAGCAGAUAAACCAUGAAACGUUCUGAUCUGUGUUUGUGACGUUCUUCCUGUUGUCUUCUCAGAACUAAAUGGAUUUUUCUAGACUGAAAGGUUUGGAUAUUCUCGUUAUAUUAAUUAAACUUUAGAUAUUUGGAGGUAGGUGAAUAAAAGUGCAUUUUCCAUGAA
Messenger RNA from Acanthochromis polyacanthus (spiny chromis), 2418 nucleotides. It is a transcript of the gene aifm2, whose product is annotated as apoptosis inducing factor mitochondria associated 2. Lineage: Eukaryota; Metazoa; Chordata; Actinopteri; Pomacentridae. The transcript is spliced from 9 exons. Gene Ontology annotation, molecular function: flavin adenine dinucleotide binding; electron-transferring-flavoprotein dehydrogenase activity. Gene Ontology annotation, biological process: apoptotic mitochondrial changes; positive regulation of apoptotic process. The record is from RefSeq and is a predicted model, not a curated record. Gene Ontology annotation, cellular component: cytoplasm; mitochondrion. The coding region runs from base 127 to 1245 and encodes 372 amino acids.